GCUGGAGCUGUGUGUGCAGGUAAAGGGCUGCGCCCCUCGUUAACACGCGAUGCUCUGUACAGCUCCCGGUGAGGGCGAGCAGCAGCUGAAUGAUUGGAUGAGGCUCUAACAUGGGAUCUGCUCGAUAUUCCCAAUACUGCCUUCUGUCGCGAAUGGCGAGCUUGGAGAACCACCAGGCAACGACAUCUUAGUAACAUCUUUUUCCAGAUCCCGACUCCCGAAUCCGGCUCCAGGAUUUUGGGGUGCCGUUAAUCGCAAGGAGUGCAGCAGCUUCCCAAGGUCAGCCUGUCUGUUCCAUCCGAGUCUGCCAACAGGAAAGGGCGCAUCCAGGGAUUAUGAUGAAAGAACAUGGCACAAUCUGUGAGGUUACAUCAAAAUGAUCAUGAGUCCAGGUUACUACUUUAAAUUGGUGUUCCACUAUUCCGGAGACUUGUCCUGACUCAUCCAGCUAAGUGCCACGCAACAUCUUGUGUCACAACAUCUCGACGGUACAGGCGAUUUCCACAUUGCUGCUUUUGUGGAAACACAUUCAUGUAUUAAAAAUAAAUCUGGAAGGAGGUGUUUGAAAGGCAAAAAGGAAUAUUUACACUGCACAUUUCAGGAUCUACUGACUUCAGUAUCCAACAAUUUCAAACCCAUUCAUUUCAUGGCCGAUUAACUCCAGAAUCCACUGCACAGGACUUAUUAAUUUCAAGAACCAAUAUCUCCACAGGUCACCACCUUCAGAAUUCAUGAAAUUCAGGAACCGCAUCUCCUAAAUUCAUUGUACCACAUGGGCAAGCUAACUACAGGAUUUACCAGUUUCAAGAAUACAUGAACUUCAGAAAUUCGUAACUCUACAGUCCACCAUUGCUAAUGACCACUAAGUACAAUAUUCACUAAUCCCAGGAUACAAAACCAUCUAACUCCAGUUUCGCCAAACUUCAAGAUUCACAUACUCCAUGAUCCACAAACUAUGAGAUCUGUUUACCUCAGAAGCCAUUAACUCUGGGAUCUGCUGGAAAUUUUCAGGAACCAUUGAGAUCCAGAUUUGCCAAGUCCCAAAAACCUGAGGAUCUACAAAUUCUAGGAUCCACAAUCUCCAGGAUCUACAAACUACAAAAUUCACUAACACUAGAUUCAUGAAAUCUAGAAUGAAUUAAUCCUGGGAUCUACUAACUACCAAUCCACAUACGACAAGUAACCUCAAACUUCUGAAGUCUGAAGGGUCUCGACCCGAAACGUCGCCUAUUCCUUCGCCCCAUAGAUGCUGCCUCACCCGCUGAGUUUCUCCAGCAUUUUUGUCUACCUUCAAACUUCAUUAGUCAUUAAAUCCAGCAUUCAUAGCUACAGGAUUCAAAAAGCUCCUUGAGCCACCAAAUCCAGAAACUAAAUCUCUAGGACCAACAAGCUCGAGGAACAAUGAAUGAGUCAGUGAUCUAGAAUACACCAAUAUCCAUAAACUAUACAAGAUCUACUAAAUGUUGGUUGUAGAAUAACCAGAAUUCAGCAAUUCCAGCAGCCAUUAAUUCUAUAAUCUAUUUCAGUGUCCUGUGGGUUACAUAAUUCCACAAAAUACUAACAUCAGAAUCUAUCAUCUCCAGCUGCAGGAACAAGAAGCUUCAAGACAUUCUAAAAUUAGGAUCCAGGAGCCAGAAACAACUGGAAUAAAAAGCUACAAGUUCCAUUAGCUGAAGAACUUACCAAGGAUCUGCUAAUCACAGAAUCUUUAUCUCUAAAUCCCAUGAACGACAACAUCUCACAAUUCCAGGAUCCAUUCACUGGGAUAUAACCGUUUCAUCCAUUGGCUGCAGAAUGGAUUAAUUUCAGGAUCCACUUGCACAAACAUCCAAGAUCUACUAUUUCUUGAAAAGUCAGGAUCAUUUAGUCUACAAUCCACAAACUCCCCAAUCCAAUAGCAGUAAUAUAAAAUACAGAUUGACUGUAAAAUCCACAAAUUUACUAUCCACUAACUCCAUUCUAUGAAACUAAGUAUUCCACCAUCCUGAGAUUCAAAAUAUCCUGGUAUGCGUGCUCUCCGGUUUUAAGACAAACAAUACACAAGCCCCUUUGCUUUCUAAUUCAACACUUGUCAGCAGCUUCCCUCCAGCAAGAUGACGGUGGCUCACGGGGACAACGUUGAUGAGUUAGCUGCUCGCCCUGUCCAGAAUCAGGACCUCUACGGUCUCGAGCAAAAUCACGAAUGCUGUGAGCGGGUGGUUAUCAAUAUCUCGGGUCUUCGAUUUGAGACUCAGCUGAGGACCUUAGCACAGUUCCCUGACACUCUGCUGGGGGACCCCAAGAAGAGAAUGGGCUACUUUGAUCCCCUGAGGAAUGAAUAUUUCUUUGACAGGAACCGGCUGAGUUUUGAUGCCAUCCUAUAUUACUACCAGUCAGGAGGGAGGCUGCGCAGGCCCAUUAACGUGCCCCUGGACAUUUUUGCCGAGGAGAUACAUUUCUAUGAACUUGGAGAGGAGGCCAUGGAGAUGUUUAGAGAAGAUGAAGGUUUUAUCAAGGAAGAAGAGCGACCGUUACCAGAGAACGACUUCCAGCGGCAGAUGUGGCUACUCUUUGAGUACCCCGAGAGUUCAGGUCCAGCACGCGUUAUUGCCAUCAUGUCCGUUAUGGUCAUCCUCAUCUCCAUUGUCAGCUUCUGUCUGGAAACACUCCCCGUCUUUAGAGAUGACAAAGAAAAUCCUGCUGGAAGGAGGCCAAAGUACACCAAUGAAACGACUCCCUAUCACACGCCAACCUUCGCUGAUCCCUUCUUCAUCGUUGAGACCCUCUGCAUCAUUUGGUUCUCCUUUGAGUUCCUGGUCAGGUUAUUUGCUUCUCCCAGCAAGCCCACCUUCUUUAGAAAUAUCAUGAACAUCAUUGACAUUGUGGCCAUAACUCCUUACUUCAUCACCCUGGGCACUGAAUUGGCUGAGCAACAGCAGCAACAGCAGCAACAGCAGCAGCAGCAGCAGCAGGCAGGUAAUGAGCAGCAGCAAGGACAGCAGGCCAUGUCCUUGGCCAUCCUAAGGGUCAUCCGACUGGUCAGAGUCUUCAGAAUAUUCAAGCUAUCCAGGCACUCCAAGGGCCUACAGAUCCUGGGGCAGACUUUGAAGGCGAGCAUGAGGGAGCUGGGGCUCCUCAUCUUUUUCCUCUUCAUCGGAGUCAUCCUCUUCUCCAGCGCUGUCUACUUUGCUGAAGCCGAUGAGGCUGCCUCCUUCUUUGACAGCAUCCCCAACGCCUUUUGGUGGGCAGUGGUGUCCAUGACAACAGUGGGAUAUGGAGAUAUGUACCCCAUAACUAUUGGGGGCAAGAUGGUGGGCUCCCUUUGUGCCAUCGCUGGGGUACUGACCAUCGCCCUCCCUGUCCCGGUCAUAGUCUCCAACUUUAACUACUUCUACCAUCGAGAGACAGAGAAUGAGGAGCAGGCCCAGUACCUGCACACUAGAAGCUGUGCCUCCAUUCCAUCCGUCACCGAUCUGAAGAAAAGUAAUAGCACGUCAAGCAUCUGCAAGUCAGAAUAUACCCAGGAAGGAAUGGGCGGACCUCGCCAUCCCCCUGAUCACAACCUUCUCAAUGACAAUUGCACUUUAUCAAAUCCCAACUAUGUGAACAUCACUAAGAUGCGGAGUGAUGUGUGAGCGCCUCAGACACUGGACUCAGCCCAGUGGCACCCUUCUUAGCGUCUCACUGUCAUUUAGUUUAUGGUCUGCUUUGUGUCUGAUGGUGUAGCUUCUAGUAUUCGUUUCAGAAUAUUAAGUAUUCACACAAUAACAAUGUCUUGUUCACCCUUCCCUAUAUUCCCAUCACAGUUCACUCGGGAAAUGUGCUAUUAAUUUUAGGGAAACCUAAAUAAAUAGAAGAAUCCUGCAUGUGACAAUUAUAAUGAGUAUCUGCAAUUAGAGAGAAUACAUUGAAUCUUUAACUGGAAUCACCUAAUUGAUACUAUUGAUCUGAAUAUCACAUCUAAAGUAUGAAUAAUUAAUCAGUCUGCUUGUUUAUUACAUCCGAUCACUAAAGUUAAACAUGUCACACAUAA
Amblyraja radiata (thorny skate) is the source of this 4012-nucleotide messenger RNA. RefSeq names its product potassium voltage-gated channel subfamily A member 2-like. Gene Ontology annotation, biological process: action potential; protein homooligomerization; potassium ion transmembrane transport. Gene Ontology annotation, cellular component: voltage-gated potassium channel complex; dendrite; axon terminus. The record is from RefSeq and is a predicted model, not a curated record. Gene Ontology annotation, molecular function: protein binding; delayed rectifier potassium channel activity. Lineage: Eukaryota; Metazoa; Chordata; Chondrichthyes; Rajiformes; Rajidae. The transcript is spliced from 3 exons. Bases 2094 to 3614 code for a protein of 506 amino acids.